ACCACCAGUGAACUGUACUUGUUAAUCUUUUUGUACUUUGUCCACUUCGAAUGGAGCCAUUUUUUCCUGCUCGAACUUUUUUGUUUCUCAUUUAGCGUCUUUUUAUUCGUAUUCAGACUUGGAAAGUGAUUCCACCAAGGUUAUGUUCAUGCCACUGCCUUUUCUUACUAAAUAAUUAGACAUGUUUCAUAAAGGUUAAAAAGGAGAGACAAAGGAAAAGAGCCAACCACAUUUGUUUAGCCUUUUUGUGAUCUGUGUCUGUUUUUUUGCCUUUUGUUAUCUGCACAUGGAAGUGCAGAGCAGUGUUCCAUGUAUCUGUACACCUGUUUAUCCAUGGAAUCCUCAUAUUCUGUGUAUAAUAUAAAGUAUGGUUCUUUUUGAGUGUUUCUUUAUGAGUUUCGUUGCUUUUUAGAUGAGGAUUGCGUUUUUCUUUUCGUACGAGUCUUGUUGUACUGUCAUGGCCUUAUUAUGAGCUAGCUGAAGUUGAUAAUGCUCAAACCUUUUCAGUUUUCACGCCUUAUGAAUUCAGAAUCUGUUAACCGUUUUCUUAGUUGAAUUACCUGUAACCAGCAGUUCUGUACUUGAAACAUUUGUGGUUUGUUAAGCUGAAUAUCUUGCAAUUUCUUGGAUAGCUGGCAAAGUUGGAUUCUUGUAUAGUUGUAUGUGGACAGCAUAAUGGGUGCCUGUGUAUCAACAUCAUCCCCGAGGACUCGAGUGAGGAGGAAAUGCCAUCGUCGCCCCAAAAGGUUUUGUCGAAAGGUUCCAAGUUCUGUUCCGGGAGAAACCAAGAAAAGGAAUAGACAAGAGGUUUCUAAUCCCGCGUUGCAUCUUUCUCAGUUGCAAUGGCACCAUAGCCAAAUAGACGCUACCGUAAUUUGCCAGGAAGAAGCGUGGUUUGAUACAGUUAGUGUUUUGGAGUCGGAUUCAGACGAUGACUUUAGUAGUGUUCAUGAAGGUUUUAACAGUAUAAAGUGUGACAUACGAGACAUUGUCUCGGGUCAUGAGAAAACCCAAGGGAAUGUCUUGAAGUCUGUCUUACCUAAGUUGGUAAAUUCUUUAAGUUUCAACGACAAGAUCAUUAGUGUAUCGAGUCCAGGCCUUCACUCUCAAAGAAGGCAAUCAACUAUCAUCAGGCUAUCUGUCACGAGGACAUCCAUUGAUGAAGUGGAAACCGAUGAAUAUUGUGCAUCAAAAAUGCAUCUUUUCCGCCCCAGAGCAGGACUUAUAAUUCCUCGUUGCAAAGAAGAAAAACCAACUUCAGGAACUUGGUCUGCUAUCGAGCCCUCAAAUUUUACGCUUCGCAGCAGCAGCUAUUUCAGAGACAAGAAGAAAUCCCCGGCUCCAAAUACCUGUCCUUACACUCCCAUCGGACUUGAUUUAUUUGUGUGCCCAAGAAAGAUCAAUCACAUUGCACAACAUCUUGAGCUUCCUUCUAUAAAAGCAGAUAGGAAAAUUCCUCCGUUACUAAUAGUUAACAUUCAGCUGCCUACAUAUCCUGCUCCAAUGUUCCUCGGGGAUGCUGACGGGGAGGGUCUGAGCCUUGUAUUGUAUUUCAGACUUUCUGAAAGUUUUGAGAACGACAUCUCGCCCCAGUUUCAGGAUAGCAUUAAGAGACUAGUUGAAGAUGACAUGGAAAAGGUCAAAGGAUUUGCUAAAGAAUCCAUGGUUCCUUUCAGAGAAAGGCUGAAAAUUAUGGUUGGAGUGGUUAAUCCAGAAGAUCUUGUAUCAAAUUCAACUGAACGGAAACUUUUGAAUGCAUACAAUGAAAAACCAGUGCUUUCCAGGCCACAACACAGCUUUUAUCAGGGGCCGAAUUACUUUGAGAUUGAUCUUGACAUUCAUCGCUUCAGCUAUAUAGCAAGAAAGGGUCUUGAUGCUUUCAGGGAACGGUUACGAGAGGGAAUCCUGGACCUUGGUUUAACAAUUCAGGCACAAAAACCAGAAGAGUUGCCAGAGAAAGUUCUUUGCUGCAUCAGAUUAAACAAGAUUGACUUCAUUGAUGGAGGCCAAAUCCCAACACUCAUGAGGCAUGGGGAUAACUCUUUCUCAGACUCAGAGUAGCAUCUUUAGGAAAAGUUAACGGUCCGGUCCGCAAAUACAUCUUUAUCAAUUAGUCCAGAUUCUUAUUAGUAGUCGAUAUGAGACGCAUACUCGAAAGAGGAGGACAAACCCAAUGAAUUAUCGAACAGCUCAUCGGGAGUGUCAAUAGCAUCCACUCUAGGAAUUUAAUAUUUUUAUUUUUAUUUUAUUUUUUGUUGUUUUUUAGCUUGUUCUAAUAAGUUCAUUCCUUUCCAAAAAUAAGUUCAUUGGAAUAGUAUAUGAAAAUAAAUUCAAAUCAA
Ipomoea nil (Japanese morning glory) is the source of this 2339-nucleotide messenger RNA. RefSeq lists its product as uncharacterized. The record is from RefSeq and is a predicted model, not a curated record. The coding region runs from base 676 to 2061 and encodes 461 amino acids. Lineage: Eukaryota; Viridiplantae; Streptophyta; Magnoliopsida; Solanales; Convolvulaceae. The transcript is spliced from 9 exons.